AUGAAUAAUGAAUCAAAACAAACAAAGAAGAAUAGACUUGAGGACCAACGGAGAGGAAGGCUGUAUUUGUUGGAAGAGGAGAGUAAUGGCAGAGCUAUUACUCAAAUAUAUUUCCGCCACACUGGAGCCUCGCUAUCUCCCGCCCGAUCUCUCGGACCGGCACUAAUCAAAGGCAUUUGGCACUACCAUUGGAUCUAUUGGGUCGCACCUCUCAUCUCAGGGAUGUUAAGCGGCUUUACCUACGAAUACAUCCGAAGCACAUCUUCUAAUGAGUGUCAGUCUCUGAAGCGAUCGUUUAGACGCCGAACCUCUCAGGGAGUGAAAAGAGAUCAGAGCUCUAAUCUCAGACUUAAGUCUUACACAAAUUCACAAGAAUUGAGGAGAAAAGGAAAGAGUCAUGAGAUUAUGUUAGAUCUUCUUAAGUCGGAUCUAAUGUUGAGAUAUUGUUAUUUGGAGAUAGAGCGCUUGUAUGAGAGGGAGAGACACAAUAUAGUAACUCAUUUGGAAAGUUGUGUUUUGAGGACUUUGAAGGCUGAGUCCAUUCUGGUGUCGGUUCUGACGAUUCACGCCAUCGAUCCCAAUGUCAGAAGGAGUCGGAGAUAA
This is a messenger RNA of Medioppia subpectinata, 603 nucleotides long. NCBI's taxonomy places the organism in Eukaryota, Metazoa, Arthropoda, Arachnida, Sarcoptiformes, Oppiidae. The record is from the annotation of a GenBank genome assembly.